CCGUGCAGUCCCGCGUUAGCCGUCCCUGCCGCCGCCGCGGCUCGGGCUUCUCUGCUCCUACUCCUUUUCCGCACAAGUUUCCGCCGCCUAGAAAAGCAGCCGCGGAAGGACCAGCUAAGGGCCGAGGUCCCGCAGUCCCCGGCCAGCUGGCCAUGUGGGGGCGAUUCCUGUCCCUGGAGCCAGGCGGCCCCGGCGGAGUCCGCAGCUACCCCACGGGCCAAGAUUACUCCUCCACAGCAUGGUCAUCUGGUACUGAAUCUUUGUGGCAGGCCACAACUGUUCCAUCAAGCACUCGUAGUAGCCACACCCGACGACAUAGCAUAGCUUCUGACAGUGGGGACACUGGCAUUGGAACCUCCUGUUCUGACAGUGUGGAAGACCAUUCUACUUCAAGUGGUACAUCAUCAUUCAAGCCCAGCCGCUCACUGGUCACAAUUCCCACUGCCCAUGUGAUGCCGUCUCAUUCUAGUUCUUCAGUUUCCAAACACAGGGAAGCACUGACAUCUGAUGGGUCCAAAUGGAGUACAGGUUUCAUACGGACGAUGGGAAACCGAAAUCGAGAGCUGGACUCUUCACUUGACAUGAAGGACAUACGACCUAUACGAAAAUGGUCAUCUUUGUCUAAACUCAACCUCCCAGAUAACUGUAGUCAGGAUGGCAGUGUUCGAUCUGAGGAAUCCAGGAGUAGUUUAGAUAAGUCAGAGAGAGACAGGGCUUUGAUAGCACAACUAAGGGCAAAUGGUCCCAGCUGCUUACAUGAUAGUAUGGAGAUGCUUCAACUCGAAGACAAGGAAAUAAAUAAAAUACGGUCUUCAACUCUGGAUUGUAAAUAUAAGUUUGAGAGCUGUAGCAAAGAAGACUUGGGAAUCUCUCCUGCUCAUAGGAGACAUGCCUUAGACAAGACAUACAGUGCCUUACCUGAAAGCAAGUCUUCUAUAACAAGUUCAGAGCCUUAUGAACAAAAAUAUCUAAUGCUAGGCCAGCAGGCUGUGGGUGGAAUUCCUAUUCAGCCUUCUGUUAGAACUCAAAUGUGGCUUACUGAUCAAUUACAUGCAAAUCCUCCUGAUUGUAGGCCUAUUGAUGAGGCUUUCACCUUAGCUCCCUGGCAACAGCACCAACUUGAAGAAUUCAGACAAGGGAGUGAGCCACCUAUGCAGGUUUUGACUGGAUCUCGUCAAAAUUAUUCUUCUGGCUUCCAUGAUUUCAAUAGAUGGGAAUCUUUAUUGAAAAUUAAAGAAGGAUUGUUAAGGCAGAAGGAAAUUGUAAUUGACAGGCAGAAACAACAAAUUUCCAAUCUACAUCAGAGGAUCAAGGAUAAUGAAUUACGAGCACAACAUGCCAUAUUGGGUCAUUACGUGAAUUGUGAAGAUUCUUAUGUUGCAGGUUUGCAGCAACCACAAUAUGAUAAUGCUUCACUUCAGGCUCCAUUUCCUGACCGAUCAAUAUCUCGCCCUGAACAUGAGGAACUUGAACGAAAGCUUGCUUCUGCCGAAAAAGAGCUUUCACAACUCAAUGAGUUUCUCAAGCAAAGUGCAAGCAAAUCUAAUGAAGAGAAGAAGAAGCUGGAAGAGAAGCUGAAAACCAGAGAUAGAUAUAUUAGUAGCCUGAAAAAGAAAUGUCAGAAGGAAUCUGAACAAAACAAAGAGAAACAAAGACGAAUUGAGACCUUGGAAAAGUACUUGGCUGACCUGCCAACUCUGGAUGAUGUGCAGAACCAGAGCCAACAGCUGCAGAUUUUAGAAGAAAAAAACAGGAACUUACAUGAGACUGUAAAAGAUAUGGAGAAAAAAUUUGGAGAGAUCAGAACUCAGUAUCAAGAGAAAGAGGUGCAGCUGGCUUGUCAACGGAAGAAAGAAAAGGAGUUGGUUACCACUGUGCAAAGUUUACAACAGAAAGUUGAAAGGUGUCUUGAAGAUGGUAUCCGGCUACCCAUAAUAGAUGCAAAACAACUUCAGGAUGAAAACGAUCACCUCAAAGAACAAAAUGAGAAUGCCAGUAAGGUAAUAGCCAGCCAGCAAAAUAAGAUUGACAGAAUGUUGUUAGAAAUUCAGUCUAUGCAAGAGAAACUUUGUCAAGAGAAAUUGGCAACUCAGAAAAUGGAGGAAGAGCUAGAAGAAAAAGAAAAGAUUAUAAUGAAGUUAACAGAAACAUUACUUGAAAACCAAAGACUAAGUGAAGAAUAUUCUCCUGUCUUAGAAGAACAGCAAGAGAAACAGUCCAAGCAUCAGGCCGACUUAUCUCUACAGCCACUAUUGAAUUUUAACAUGGUUGAUCAGUUGUUCAAGGAAAUGACCCAUUGUUUGUUUGACUUGAAAGCAUUGUGCAGUAUUCUUAACCAGAGAGCCCAGGGCAAGGAGCCUAAUCUUUCAUUAUUGCUCGGAAUCAGAUCUAUGAGCUCUUCAACUGAAGAGACUGAGAAUGACCACAGCCCGGAAUCACUGACUAAAAAACUAUCAGACCUGUGCCAGUUACGGAAGGAGAUUGAUGAAUUAAGGACUAUGAUAUCAGACCGCUAUGCUCAGGACAUGGGAGACAACUGCAUUACCCAGUGAUAAAGUAUUGGUCCCACAGCAAUAAUGACUCAUUGCCCAAUGCUGCUGUGUUAACUAUUCUUCAUCUUUCUGUUCAGGAACCAUAUUGGAAGAUUGCAUUUCUAUUUGACCUGCAUAAAGGUUUUUCUGUGUGUUGUUUUAUUUUCGGGUAGGGAAGGAUGGGACUGGGAGAUAGUUACAAUGGAACUUAUUUAAUCAAGCAAAAAAAAAACCCACAUGUUUCAAAUCAUCAUUUGAAAAGUACGAUAAAGUCUACACAAAAAAUAUCUCUAUUCUCAAACUACUGAUUGUAGGACCAAGCUGUGAAGAGUGCUAUUCAGAUAAAGAGGUAGGGUUGGUGUCUUGUUUUUUGUGUUUUUUUUUCCUUUUUUUUUUACUCCCAUGGCAUUUUAAUGUUUAUAAAGGUUUCUAGAGUUAAAGCAAAGGUUACAAGGAAGGUACUGAUUGUAUCUCCACUUAUUGUUUCUUCCAAUAGAAGUUUGUAUUGCACAUUUAGGAUGUUCAAGGACUAACUGAAGCAAAGUUUACAACAUCUCCCCCUUUACUAGGGGCAUGGAAGAUGCUUUUGUUAUUGGAACAAUCAUGCUGUUGAAAGAUGUAGUUGUAGGGAUUAGACUGUAGUAGUAUGUAGACAAGUGAACUACUUUUUAGUAUGCUUUCAAGCUACCUGUUACAGUUGGGAAAGUUUAAUAUGAUGAAACAUAUCAACAUCAUGAGUGAGUGUUUCAGCAUUUGAAUUCUUUUCCAGCAAAGGAGAUAUUUAGCAUUAGUUUGUGCUUGUAUCUUUACAUAGUAGUUCCUGUUGGUUUUUUCUUGAGGAGGUAGGGUAAGUUAUUUAUCUGAAAAGAACAUUGUGAACAUAAAGCUUUGUUUAAAGUUAAGACAUCCAUAAACACUGCAGAUGAUCACCAAAAAGGGAAAUUAAGAAUACUAGCUUUGGUUGUGAUUCUUAACAUAUAAAAAUUUUUGUCUGCGAAAGUUUCAAAUUGAAGGCUAUUGAAAAAAUUAGCUGCAGUCUUCAGUGUCACAUUUGGAUGUUCACCAACACAAAGAUACAAACCAUACUUAGCUGGUUUCUUUUCCUUGUUGUACCAAGUUGCACCCAUUGAGACAGUUUCUCAUUUAACCCUUGACCAUGCUAGUUCUCUAACUUAUAUGUGAGUCUAAGGUAACAUAAAUAAUUUUUAAUAAGCAUAAUUGAAUUAUAUGCAUCCAAAUUAAUUCAAAAAUUAUGCACUUAACCCCAAAAUGCAGCCAUUGCCUAAAAUGCUUUUGAAAAUAUUCUUUUGACGAUUCCUUCAGAAUCUAUGGCACACACCUCUUUGAAUAACUUCAUUGUGAGAAAUCUUGAUUAUUGGAGGGGGAGUUUAAUUUUAGGAAAUGACUGGAAGUUAUUUAGAGCCAAAUGUGGUUACUAAAAGGUUAGUAUUGAAUUGUUUUGUAAAAACAAUAUAAGUGAAGUAUAAUAUUUUUGUAGCUCUCAAACUAGAAGGCAAAGAUCUACAAAAGAGUAGGUCCACAAAUGUUUUGAGCAAUGGAAGCAUCACUGGAAUAGAGACAUAGCCACUCGAGGUGACUGCUUUCAGACAACAUUUAUUUUCAUGUAUUCAAUCUGAUAAUAUUUUGGUUUUUUUAAACUGUUGGUCACAUUAUUUUUAGAGGCAGGCCUCAUGUAUAAAUUAUUCUACAGUUUAGUUCAAGUAACAGUGUUGAUAUAUUCAACUUGGAUUCUGCCCAGUGCCUGUGUAAAAUACUCCCUUGCUAGUAACUGAGGUGAUUUAAGGAGGUACUGACUCAGUCACUAAGGAUCAUUAAUUCAGUGCAGUAAUGAUAUCUUCGUCUGCAUCUUAAUAUAGUAUGGAGUGAUAUAGGCACCAGAGAGAACAAAUGAUGUGUUUGAUUUGUAUUUUUUAAGGGAAACAAAAAUACCACCUCUAGUAUAAGGCACUAAAAUAGUAAAUUUGUAUCUAAAUACAUGAUGCAAAGAUGAAACUUUAGAAUGAGUGGGUAUUAUAUUUUAGAAUAGUUAAAUUAUCUCUCUAUUCUAUAGAACUGAAAUUCUAAAAUAUCAGCAUUGGUGGAAAUGCCUUGACAGUAAAGCAGAUAGAAUAAGUACAGUCCCUUGGGAUAGACCACUCCCAGUUCUUGGAACUGGAAAGUCACUGGACUUGGGGUAGACAAUCACCAAAUUACAUCACCUGUCUCCUAUGCUGUUUAAUAAUAAAUUGUUGGGUGUUUUUUUUUUUUAAUCCUAACGGUCAACCUUUUUCCAGGUCUGUUUAUUCAUUUGGCUUAGUUGUCAUGAAAUCUUUUCAGGGUAUUAUUAUUUUAAUAAGUUAAUGUUCUAAAGUGUAUAAUUAAUUUGCACUAAAGUAACUUUGUCAUGAGCAUUUUUAAAAGGUAAAUUUAAUGGAAAACUGGCAAACUAGUACUGUUGCCUUCAGUUUGUAGAACUGAAAUCAUCUUAGACUAUUUCUUAAAGAACACCUCUGGUGCUGUGCACUCCUCCCUGCCACGGGGCACCGCUCCCCUGGCCACCCCUUCUAGUAUAGUGCUACUUUCUCCACACUUUUAAAAAAAAUAGUGAUUUUGGUUUUGUUUUCCUGGAAGACUCAAGAAAAAGAGUGAGUUGGGCCAGCCAGAAAUGCUGCAGUAGCCUGUUGAAAUAAUAAUAUUACUUUGGAAUUGUAAAUGUUCAGAAGUUAUUGCAAUUGUAUAUGAAAAGAAAAUAUUUAGAAUUUAAAUCUAACCUACUUUGAAGGUUCUCUUUAGUGUGAAAAACCCUUUUAAUGCACUAUUGUGACUGUAAAUGUACUUGCUUCUUAGAAAUGGCCUUUUAAUAAUCAGACUGUAUUAACCUUUGAAUAUUGGUCAUUUAAUUUUUGAAAUGUGGAUUUAGUCUGCUUCCUUCACUUUAAAACAGGUAGAUAAAUGGCAGGUAUCUCAAUCAAAGGCCUAAAUUAAUCUCUGCAUAUCAAAGUUCCUGACCUCACAGGCACAAUAGUUAUCAUUCAUUUGAUGUCAGCAAAUACUCUUUGGUAUUAUUGAGCUCUUGGCAAAUCUAUAUUCAUUUACAGUGGCCUAUCAGAUUGGAAGAAGAAUAGGCUUUGAUGGUGUAAGAUAUGCUGGAUUGUUUACCUGAUUGAAAACACUUUGUGGACCCAUUUCACAUAUGUAACAAGGUUGUUUAAUAUUAACAGUGACAUAAUUUUAGUCAUGGACAGUUUGUUAAAGUGCUUUAGUCAUGAUAAUUUUCUUCAGUAGCGAUUAAGAGACAAUCUCAAGGGCUGGAAAAAAGUUGAUGAUGGUGGAUACUGUACAGUUCUGUCUUAGUGGACUUAAUUAUUAACCUAUGUAUAGCUUUAUGAUUAAUUUGUAGGAAUUGGUGAGCAUAUUUUUUUACAGAAAUUACUGUAUUUAAAAAUGUACUUUAAAACAUCAGUAAUUGUUCUUUGAGCAACGAACAGCUGAGGCCCUGAACUGUACGUAUUUAUGUAGUGUAGCUGUUGCUUCGGCACGCAUCUAGCUUGUUUCAUUGGCAUCUGUUGUAUUGGUUUGUAUCAUUGUAUAUUUGUAAUUAAAGUAAUAAGCAAUUCUUAGAAUGAUCCCCACACUCAGGCUAAACAAUUUGAAACUGCCAGUAGAUGCAGCCACAAGAGCCAAAGUUAAUUCUCUUUCCAUUUUUGGCAGUUUAUUUCUAUUCUCCACAAGCAAGAGAAGAGCUUUCCUACUUGGUAUAUAAAGAGACAGCUGUACCUGUCCUAACCCCCAAUGAUCUUGCUGUGGAAUUUUGCUUGUCUUUAAUCUUGUUUUUCCAUAAAGGCAUUUGUCUUAAAGGGGAAAAAUAAAUUUUGGGAUCCACUUACCUUUUUAAUUAAAAUAUUAAUAUUGAAUAUGGUUAGAUUUCCAAAUCGAUAACUCAUUAGCAAUAUUAAUUCCACAUUUGUAUACAGUCAGCACCCUUGUGCCUUUUUGCCCGCAGUAUACGUGUUCAUUUCCAUUUUACGUAAGCUUUAAGAAUGUCGAUAAUUAUUGCACCUUGUUUCUUCUCUAAUUAGACUUUCUUAAGCUUUUUUUUUUCCAACAAAGAGAAAUAUUUAAUAAAUAUAGGAGUAGGUCCUAGGCAUUUGUCUUUGGAGCUGAGCUCUUGACCCCUGUGAAGUGAGCAGGAAUCUCCAUCAGAAUGUAUUCAUUUGUAUCUAUUAGUUACAGUAUUGCAUAGGUGUGAGAAGUAGGGUGCUAGGCAGUUACAUUAAAAGCACAGCAGUGUGUAUUAUUAGAUCAGUCUCUAUGACUGGUAGUUUUAGUAAAUUGGGUUCAGUUUUUGAACCGUUCAGAAUACCUCAUGUGUAAAUACAGUUGUCAUGACUUAAUUGAAAUGCAGUCAUUGUAAAAAAGGAAGUGAAGCCACUGGAUGGCUUAUGCCUUCAGGCCUAUCAUUCUUGCCUCUUUGUGUAAAGGGGUUGUUUUUGUUUGUGUGUGUGUGUUUUGGGGGGGUUUUAUAUUUUAAAAAAUAGGGUUUACAGCUAGAAUUUUGAAUGCCAAAGUUCUAUUUAUUAAAUAAAAAGAAAGUUUUCAAUGUUAAUGGCUAGUAUUUUUCCACUGGAGUAUUGUUUGUUGAUGUUUGGAUUUGUAUUUACAGAGAAAUAAAUUUUUUACAAAAAUA
This is a messenger RNA of Phascolarctos cinereus (koala), 7218 nucleotides long. It is a transcript of the gene CEP85L, whose product is annotated as centrosomal protein 85L. NCBI's taxonomy places the organism in Eukaryota, Metazoa, Chordata, Mammalia, Diprotodontia, Phascolarctidae. The record is from RefSeq and is a predicted model, not a curated record. Gene Ontology annotation, cellular component: centrosome.